Messenger RNA from Epinephelus fuscoguttatus (brown-marbled grouper), 8730 nucleotides. RefSeq names its product tsukushi small leucine rich proteoglycan homolog (Xenopus laevis) (gene tsku). The transcript has 3 exons. The record is from RefSeq and is a predicted model, not a curated record. Bases 5823 to 6869 code for a protein of 348 amino acids. Lineage: Eukaryota; Metazoa; Chordata; Actinopteri; Perciformes; Serranidae. Gene Ontology annotation, molecular function: protein binding.
AGCGAUUUUCUAUUUCCGUACUUGUUUCCUGUUUAUCAGAAAGUGUCUGUGAAGUCAGCAGUUUUUGGGGGGUUUUUUUGCGUUAGUUUUGGGCACAGAAACGCAGCGGAGCAGCGGACCGCUGUGGUCAGAUCAGGUUUCACGUUUGCCUCUGUGUUGAAGAAACCGCCCCUGGUGUCCCGUCUGAACUGACCAGGCUCUCGUGUGUCGUUACCGCAAAUUAUUCAGACGGAGAAAGAAACUUUAUGGAGUGUGCAAACUCUGGAGACCGAUGCGCGCAGAGGUGACAUGUGGAGACGUGAUUGACAGCUGGAAGGGGCGGGGUUGGAAGUGAAGGUGUAAUGAACGGUGAUCCGUGUGAUACUUGUUUGGGGUGUUUUAUCCGAAAAUCAUGCAGCAGAGUCCUCUGCUCUCUCCGUGGUCUGCCACGUACGGCUGCAAGAAAUUUGAUCUGCGGAGGUGCCAUGCAGUGAGUGUCACCCGCCUCCUGUGGUAACUUCCCAGGGCAUGGCACUGGCUCACUGUGGUAACGCAGAGAGGGCAGUGACACGUUUGACACAGCUGGUCAGACUUUCAUCAUCCAGGACGUGGAGAGCUCAUGGAAACACAUCUGGCGUAGAAAGAAAAAGAGGUGAUAGGAUUGGUGUUUGAUAGAAACUGGUGGAAGAAGUACUUUGAAAUAAAAAUAUUAUUUAUCAAAUUAUAACUAAGUAUGGACCGCAAAAUGCACUUAAAGGUCCAGUGUGUAGGAUUUAGGGGCAUUUAUGCGCUUUCAUUAGUUUAUAAUAACCUAAAAUAAGAAUCGUUGUGUUUCUAUGUAAUAGGAUCAAUUAAAAACCCACGUAUAAAAGGGUGUCUCCCAGCUUGCCUCUCCCCUUUUGCUGUUGUAGUCCAUGCAAGAGGUAGCCCAAGUGACAUUGCUCUGGUAGUAAUUUAAGCUAAGUUUAUAACUUCAUUUUUCAGCUUAAACUUAUUGUAUAAUAAUACAUUCCUGUGUCACUUAAUUUGUGUAGGGGCUCGAGUUAUAUGGUCACGAUUGACGGAGGAUUUUGUUUUUACCUCUUGCUCUCUGUUGUUAGGAAUAAACAGAGAUCCCCUCAAAAGAUAUCUGUUGUCUGGGCCUCUUCAUGUCAGCACAACGUGAACAACACUUGAGUCCGCCGGUUACAUCUAUGACCCUAGAAUGAGCUAUAUUCGGAGCAAGCCACGUCCCAUCCAUGGAUGUAUAAAGAGAUUUGGAUACAGCAUUGGCGGUGGAGUCCCAUUCAUUCCUUUGAAAGUUGCACAUGACACCAAAAUGGUUCAGCUGCUGCGUAUAAAGUGAUGUGAAAGAUCGGGCACUGCUUCUGCACUGUGCGGCACAUAGAUCAAGCACGCUAGCAACGUCCACAGGCUGUGCUGGCUACUUCUGAAUUAACCGUCUGUUAACUUGAUAGGAGAUAAUAUAAUUUAAUUGUGUGGCUUUUCUAGACUUUCCAAAGGUUAUUGGGAGGCAUUUCACAGGGUUAUGGUGCUCAAAAAAAUGUCCCACUAAUUUAAGGACAUUUCUUUCUCCGUGUAACUCAGUGGGAAAAAGUCUUAAUUGGCCGCAGUGCAUCACAUGAUGGAUCCAUAUGUUGUAAUUUCACUUCCUGGGGGCCUGCUCACACACAGUCUGCCAUGUUGUUGUACAGUGGCCCAGAACAGGUGAACCAAACACUGGCUCUGUUUAGGGCCAUUGGUAUUUUUGUGUCGGCCACCUUAUUCUUCCUACAUGCUUGGCACACCUGCAGUCUCACCCCUAGAUGUCACUUAAUCUUACACAGUAGACCUUUAAGUUUACAAAGUCAAAGUGGUCUUUAUGAAGCAGAAUGGCCCUGUCUGUGAUAUCUUAUUGCAUUAUUGGAUUAUUAUGACUGAUAGAUUGUUGUGUAACUCUGUAUACUGUUUCUAUGCCUCUUCACUUGCCAUAGCUGUAGCUAGAGGCUUUAUGUUUUCAGGUUGUCCAUCCCAUUGUUGUGAAAGCGAUAUCUCAAGAAUGCCUUGAGAGAAGGCCCCCCUGACUUAACAAUAAACUGAUUAGAUCUUAAGUGGCCAUAGGUCAACGGUCAGGGUAAUUGUGACCUUGUCUGCCUCAAUCUCAUGAACACGAUUUCUCAAGAAUGCCUUGAGGGAAAUGUAGCACAAAUGUUCACUGAUUAGAAUGCGGUGGUGAAAGGUCACUGUGCCCUACCGAAGCAUGUUUUGGCAAUACUGUAAGAAUUCACACUCUAAUUAUGACAAGGUCAACUUCAUCGUGACAUCGUAAUAUUCUGCAUUUAUAAAACACAUUACUCAACAUCAUAUUUCAGGAACAGAAGGGGAGACAUUUGGUCAGAUACUGAAUUGAUGACACUAAUCUUGGGUAUCCAAAAAACUAACAAACUUUGUAAAUAAAGCUGUCAGAUAAAUGCACUGAAUUAAACAGAACAAUAUUUCCCUCUAUUAUUGGAUGGAAGAUGAGUUUAAAAUAGCACAAAAUGGAAAUACUCACACGUAAUGUACAAGUACCUUAAAACUGUGCUAAAAUACAGUGCUGGAAAACAUACACAGAAGGGUUUAAUUUAUUUCUUAGGUGAUAUUCAGUCAGCUACACCUUCAGUGAAUCUCUCAUCACCAUGUUCUGUGAUACCGUCUCCUCUAGCUUUGCUAAAAUAUACUUUGAUGAAUUUGAUCAGCCUCCCUGUUUGUGAUUUGAUUUAUUCACCGUUACUUUAGGCGUCCCAGUGCUGCCUAAUUGUUUUAAAACACUUAAGUACCAUCAAUUUAAUUUAAAUCACUGCCUCCUCCUCAGUGUCGUGCAUUAAUUUGGCUUAAAAGGAUUAGCGUGGCAUCCAUCUUCUAAUUACACAGUUUUCAGCCUUCAACUUGAAGAUUAAAUUAGGACACAGCAGUCUCAGUGACACGAAGAAUACAUCACAGCGCUGGAGGAUAUUGAACAAAUUGAUGGCUAAAUGAUGUUUGACAUAGAUGUAAAUAAAUGUGUUAAAUCGGAGAAGUAAGUGGGUAUUAUGUUUGGUGCGUUCACUCUGUCUUCUGCUUUAAAUGUGCAGGAGUUUUUUUUUUUACUUUCCUGCAUGAAUUUAGAUAAAGACAAGCCAGCCGCAAAAAGAUAUCUUGUAAAGACUUAAGAUAAGUGUAUUGCUUGUGGGCAAUAAAGUGGUGCUUUUAUAUUGGCUUUUGAUGAAUGAAAUGAUUGUGUUUACACUGAUAACACACUAUGGUAAUUGGAUUAUCACAGUAGGAGAGCUCGGCAAAAGUCUGCACGUACUUGCGUGCUGAUAAGUUUUAGUUUAGUUAAGAAAACCGUGCCGUGAACAGCAGUACACCGGCUGCAGGAUGGUAAAUAAAUAAAUGAGCAACUAAUGGCUGGUGAUCCUCAGAGGGCGGCAGGAUCCCAGGAUGCAAAAGGAGUGAAAAGGCCUCAGAAAGUGAGAAGGUGUUGGGGCGUGAUUUCACAGGCCUUUGCCAAUUGUCCACUCAGGGGGUCCACAGCUCUAACUGCCGUUGCCUUUUGGGUAAUUGCCAUAGUUAGAAUGUAUCUGAUUUGAAGGCAGCGCCAGCAGCAGUUUGCCGUUAGCUGAGAUUUAUUGGUGAGAGGUCAAGAGCAACACCUGGUGCAGAAAGUUCACAGUCCUUGUCGAAGCAACAGAUGGAGCAAAGGAUGCAGGAAAGGAAGGAGGGACGGACGAAUGUGGCUGCAAAACCACACGGAGGUGACGAGCUGCUGAAGACCAGUGUGGUAGACGUAAAAGGCGUAUAACCACUUGGUUUUACUGGCAGUUUCCCAUGUUUAGUCGGCAUAUGGCUUCUCUGUGGUUUCCCGACAAGGCUGACCUCUUUGAGGCCUGUAGUUUGCUUGAGGUGAAACAAAACUUGUAAUUGCAGAGAGGGCGGAGAACGACCCUAUUAUCUUUUUUGAAAUGACAGCUAAUGAUGUGGUAAAUACACAUAGAAUAAGAGUUAUUGGGUCAGUGUGUAGGAUUUAGUAGCAAUGAGGAUUGCAUAUGGCAAGCUGAAAAUUCUCCAGUGUUCCAAGUGUGAACUCCUGGUUAGGAUUACAUCAGUGUUCAUUGCUCAGAAGGUUUUAACUGGGAGCCACAUUUUCCACAAAGGUUUCUUUCUCUCCAAAACAAAUGGGACAGGGGUCUCAAACAUUGCGUAUGCACAAAACGAGGCCUGACAGAGGAAUUUUGGAGAUGGGAAAUAGGUGAUGCAGAUGGUGAGGUGGAAGCCUGAUUGUAGAAAUGGUUGAAUAUUUUUCAGUGCGUGCCACUUUUGGCUUUUGUCCCCAUGUAUAUUUUUAGUACGGAUCCUAAGCGUUAUUUUAUAAAUGAGACCCCAGGUAAUUAAAUCCGGUAAAAACACUGAAGUGCUUGGUUUGUCCGUUCUGGGAAAACAUAGUUGUCUCCAUAAAUGAGGACCCGCUUCCAAUAUAGAUAUAAAUGGCUCAUUCUAAGGUACCAAAAACAUGCUGAUUCCUUUUUUCAGGUGACUGUACACUAAAGAAAACACACUUAUUACAUUACAUUUAUGCAAAUAUAUCCCCCUAGAGCCCACACACUGGACCUUUAAGCAGUUGCUUUAGAAUCUGCAAGUGCAAAGUUAAUUUGCAGAACACUAUGCAUGACACACCAUGCCACAAUAUCUUUAAAAUACAGAGCAUUCAUUCAUCAGGUUUCCCCCCUGUGUCCUUUACGGGUGGUUCAUUCCGUGGGUGGACUAUUUAGCUUCGGAAGAGCUCAACCAGAAAAAAUCUUGUUAAAUUUUGUUCAGCAAGUGAAAGAUUUGUGUACUCAGCUCAAUUUGACAGUCAUAAACCUCGCCCGUUCCUGUUAGGUCAAAACCCACAGCUGGAGGGACUCAGGCAUUCGCUGAGUACACACACACCUACACACAACCAUGAAAACAUCAGACACUAACUUGUCAUGUAACAUAACAGGGUGAACAAAGUUUAUUAAAACUUUUAUGUUAGUAAUAUUACAUGUACACCCUUUAUGUAGGUAGAAGAAAAUUCUAGUAAUACAUUUUAAAAUAUAAAAAAAACCAUUAGUUGAUUUCUUUAUAAACUUGUUCACUAUCAGCAGCAUUACAAGCAGCCAGUAAUAGUCAGGUACUUCAGGGGUUAAAUCUAAAGAAACGCGGCACAGAGGUGAUCAGCUCUGUCUGAGUAGACUUUGAGCCACGCUAAUCAGCCUGCAUAUGUAGACCAAAUACUAUGCAGCUCUGUAACCUCAUCCUCUUACAUAAGCCAAGAUGAAUAACUGUAACCUCUGAGAGAUACGCCUGAUAACAGCAAGUCCCUGAGUACAUUCUCACUGCAUACCCCAAAAAGAGUCAGAAUUUAAAACAAAUGUCAGGUCGAGGAUCAGAGAGAAUUAAUAUUUUACUUUUUCUUGCAAGAACACACCAACUUGCAUUUCUUCGAGAAGCUGGAUUCCCCAUAAAAAAUGCUUUUGAACUUGUAAAUUCUAAAUUUUGAGCAGUUUAGGUGAAAGAUCAACAAAAGUGAUGACAGUAGUGUCCUGUUUAUUGUCAUUCAGGAACAAACUGUUAACAUCUGAGGUGGAUCUUUGACACAUGCUCUGCUGUGUCAUGCCUGGGCUGACUUGACCAUGACUGUUCUUUUCUACCUGUUACACAACUCUUAACCUCUGUCCAAUUUUCAUACUCAUUUAAGUGCUUGUGUGUGUGCGUGUGUGCGUGCGCGUGUGUACACAUUGCAUAAGUUAAACUGGGUGAGCACCAUUCUGCUCUUAUUUACACAUAGAGGAACAGCAGCAACAACUACGGCAAAGAGCAUAAUGGCACUCCUCCUGUGGAUCGGCCUGUUGCUGCUGGCCUCCGCCCAGUCCAGUUCGGUCAAGAACUGCCACCCUGGCUGCCGCUGUGAGGUGGAAAGCUUUGGCCUGUUCGACAGCUUCAGUCUGACCAGGGUGGACUGCCGAGGAUUGGGACCCGGCACCACCAUGCCCAUCCCCAUCCCACUGGACACUGCCCACCUAGACCUGUCCUCCAACGCCAUGGGCCCGCUCAGUGACACCAUGUUAGCCGGUCCAGGCUACACCACCCUCAUUAGCUUGGACCUAAGCAGUAACCUUAUAACAAAGGUAACACCCAGUGCUUUGUCCAAGCUGCGCUACCUGGAGACUUUGGAUCUGAGCCAUAACAACCUGGAGAGCCUCUCCCCAACCUGCUUCUCCGGCCUCCCACUGGCUGAAGUUGACCUCAGCUACAACAGCUUCAGAGAGUUCGACUUGGACGUGUUCACUACUAAAGUCAAUGGUGAACCUGUCAGCGUUGAUCUAUCUCAUAACAAGCUCGUGUCAGUCUCCACGACUUUGCGUGGAAGAGUGUUACACAUUCAAAGCUUAAAUCUGUCAGCGAACCUGCUGACGAGCGUACCGAGGCUUGCGGGACUUCCGCUGAGGUAUCUCAAUUUGGAUGGUAACCCCAUCGCACAGAUCAAGGAGGGAGCUUUUGCUCAACUGAAAGAUCUGGUUUAUUUAUCAAUCAGUGGGCUCCCUGAGCUUCAGGAGAUCGAACCGAACAGCUUCAAGGGCCUCCAGAGCCUGCAGGUUUUGGAUCUCUCAAACAACCCCAAGCUCAAGACCUUAAGCCCUGCGGUUUUCAGCGGACUAGACUCCCUGCAAGAGCUGAAUUUGUCCGGCUCUGGUGUGGCGUCUUUGCCAAAUAACAUGCUGACCCACCUGCCCAGUAUUAAGAGUAUUACACUGGGACGAAGCAUCCACUGUUGGAGGACCCAGAAACAGGGGCAGUUUCACCGGCAGCUGGGGCAGGUCCAACACAAUGAGGUGCUGAACUGUAAUGUGGAGGGCAUUGUGUUGUGAAACAGUGCCUGUGGAAAUGGACCACUCCUAAAGGGGCCAGUAUCCUCCAUCAUAAGUGCUUGCUGGAUGUGCCAGUAGCUUCGGAAACCCCUUCCUCCCCACACCUUUCAAAUGUCGGAUAUAACCAUAAACACUUGAUUCCCACCAUGGUAGGAGAACACAUCAUACAACCGAGUUCUGACAGGGAAUACCCCGGCCCUUACAAUCCAGAUGCCAGAGCUGUGCCUUAUCUGCUUUCAUAUGCAAAACACUUUUUUAUGUAACUUUCACUCAGUUACCUGCAUUCCAAGGUGAACCUUUGGAAUACGUCUUAAAGGUUUAAAGUAACCCUCAUGGACUCUUGACUGAAGUAUCAUAAAUGCAGUACCUAAAAACAAAAUAUACAAAAAAAGACAAAAUGUACAGCAGUCUUUAUAGCACAGAUCCGUUUAUUUCACAUCUUAACAUGUAGCCUAAACUGGUAGAGAACCUUUCAUGAAUCCAAAAAUUUCAGUAAUGUUUGUACGUUAUGUACUUCAUUUCAAGUGGGACCAUUUUAAGAGUUAUUUGCACUUAUUCCAGUCGUGGUAUUUUUUAGAUAAUGCACUCACACAUGGCCUAAAUGUCAUCCAGUGGAAUACAAAACCUUCUAUGCAUUGCCCAUAAAACCCACACUGAAGAAUAUUUUACUGUUGACCACUAAGAAUUUUAUUUGACUUUGAAUGUGAUGCUUUGUUGGAAUGAUUAAAGGGACGAUUUAGCUUCUAGCCCAGAGUUAGAUGAGGAGAUUGAAACCACUCAUGUCGACUUGUUCAAUAUGAAGCUACAGCUGGCAGAUGGUUAGCUUCGCUUAGCACAGAGACUGGAAACGGGGAAACAGCUGGCCUGGCUCUGUCAGAAAGUUCUCAGAAGCUCACUAAUCAGCACAUUGUGUUUUCUACAGAUAAAAAGAAAUGAGAUUUGACAUGUCAGAUAGGUAGAUUUUACCUUCAGACAGAGCAUUGCUGGCUGUUUCUUGUCUUAAUGCUAAGCUAAGCUAACCAGCUGCUGGCUGUAACUGUAUAUUUACCUAUACAGACAUGACAGUGGAAUCAAUCUUCUUUUCUAACUCCUGACAAGAAAGUGAAUGUGCGUAUUUCCCAAAAAUAUCGAACUGUACAUCCAAGAACCAGAAUUAUUUUAUUAAGCGUGGUUUUGGGAAGCUUACAGUUAUGUUUGUAACUCUCGAGGGUUGAAGAUCUUUUCUUGUUACACCCACAAAUGACCAUUUGAUUACUUGAAUUUUUUUCUAUGUCCACCAGCCCAAAUCUGACAUUUUGUCCAUUAUGUUUGGAUGAUUUACCGUCAUAAUGACAGUAAGUUUGGUGCACAGCCUUUGCAAAGUAGGUCAGCAGCCUCUGACAUGGUGAUCUUUGUUUUGUCUGUUUGACAUUACACAACAGGACUAAACAAGCUGUGACUGCAGUCAAAUCAUUCUCCAGCCAACCAAAACGCUUAUUUGAAGCAGAAUUGACCAGUGAAGUAUGACAACUCGCACAUAAUUGGUAAUGAAGUAAUGUCGCUUUCUGUUGAUGUUUAAAUGCGAGCUGCACUGUGCUGUAAUCUUUAAUGUCACCUUCCCAUCUCUGUGGUAUUUCUGUGGACCUAAGAGGAUGAUAAGCCUCAAGACUGCAUAUUAGAGUUUAUGAAUGUCAGCGAUCUGUGAAGGUUCGGGGCCUUUAUUGUUAUGAUUUUGAGAUUUUCAAGGAAAUCCACCUUUUCAGUUGGUUAAUUGAAAUUCAGAUGUCUUGGUGUAGAGGUUUAUAUUUGUACGUAUGUAACUAUAUUGUAUAUAACUUUAUAUAUAUGAAUCAUGUGUAAUAAAUUGACUCUUCUAACUCUU